GCCGAUGGCGUGCGAACUUCCAUUCAGAGGUUUGUCUAUGUAACGUAUUCCCGUAUUCUGUACUGAUUUCGACGGCGUACGUCAGUACUUGAAUUAAUCAAUUGCGCGAUAAGACUUUUGUUUGCUAAGCAAAAAUUGAAAAUUUUACUGAACGUUGAAAUCGAGUGUUUAUGAAGUAUAGAUGAAAAUAUUUCGCUUAAAAAGUUUUGGGGUUAUGUCAAAGUGUUGGGUUUGAAAUUCCUAAUUGAAAAGCGCAAAUUGGAAAUACAACGACGGGCAAUAGCAGCGCAGGGAGUGACAGGAGCGAUGGAACGAAGUUAUUCACUGGGAGGUCAUCUGAGCCUCAGCGCCUCGAACAUCGCAAGUCCCCUGGCCGAGUCGACUCAAAUUAACGGAUCCAUCCUACAUUCAAAAUUUCCAUGGGGCGGGAAAAUGAGCCCAGCGAAAAGCUCCGCGGGUACCAGCAACGGCAGCAUUUUACAAAAGUCAGUGCCGAAGGUCGCGUCGCCAAUGCGGAAGAUUGACCCAAGGGUUUACACGGACGUACAGAGCAAGGGGCUGGCGUCGCGGAUCGUGAAAUACCACGAGAAUAGCUCCAAGCUGAACAGGAGCAUGUCCGUGGGGAAUCUGUACAGCAAGCCCGGCCAGUUUCCCGUAGUUCACCUGAAGAAAGCCGAGGUGCAAGUAAACCCAAGGCGAACACCUAGUCUAUCGACAGUUCGGAUAGCCCCGCCAGAAAAGUCCUUAUACCAAGUCAGCACUCGGUCGAGCAUAUUUCGAACGGGCUCCAUAACCCCAGCAGUGGCUGGAAUCGGCAAACUAGACGAGAGGGAGUCUCGUGACAACAGGCCUAUCGUGCCGCCUGCCGAAAAUGACGUAAAUCCCACGCGCAGUGUUCUGGAUGCUUUGAAAGAGAUUUCCCGGAAAAGGAUCAACAGCGACGACGUGGACUGCAACGACAGCAUAAAGAAGUAUUGCAAAGAAUCCGACGAGGAUUCACGCCACCGCUUACAUCUACCUCUCCACAACAUUAACUCAACUUCGCAGCAGGUGUCCGUCAUCACUAAGCGACAACGUGAAGUUCCCGCUUCCCCCGAAUCGAAGCCAAGCUCACCCGAAAGCGCAGGACAGAAGAAGCGACCCUGCACUAAAAACAAUGACAUCUCCAGUUCUCUAAGUUCGAGUCUGCUGAUAAACACUCCAAAAAGAAAGCUGCAGGACAUUCAGGGUCGUCCGCCAAUUGGACGCGGUUCACCUUCCAGUGGGAAUCUAGCUCCGCCUCGGGCUAAACAGCACUGCAACGAUCGGAACUAUGUCAUAACUAGCAAUUCUGCAUCGGAAGAUCUUCUGAACUAUCCGCCGGAUCAGCUUACGCCCAUUCCACCGACGCCUGCGGUCGAGUCGGCUCCAGUGCAAAGCAAGCCGAAGAGGCCACAACCGGCCCCACAGAAACCCAAGCUGACCCUUUUCAAUAAGGAUUACGACACAGCGGAGGUUAUUCGUAGAGAGAACAAGGAAACUCGUGAACCAGAAGAGGAGGGCAUCGCGGGUAUAUCUUUCAUAAAGCCCAAAAAACAUUCACCAACGUUGACUGGCAAAAACGCCCUCAUAGAGCGGGUGCAGAGCUCUAAACUGUCUUUGAUGCUCAGUUGUUUGAGCGGCGAACUGAACGACAGUGAUGACGAGGUUGACAGCAAAGUGGAGGAAUUGCCCAAAAAAGCGACGGUAGCAGUCGCAGCGGUAAUUAGUUCUUCAUCGAUCUCUACAACGAAUUCUUCAAUAACCUCAACUGGAAUAACUUCAACGGUACCGACAACCAGUUCGUCACAGCCAUUGAUCGCCACUAGCACUUCAUCGAGCACUACAUCCGCUUCCACGUCAACAGCGAGUACAGCGACAUUAACUUUUGGGGCCAAGCCAGUUGAGCCUGCUGCAUCGUCAGCUUCCAUCCCCAGUGCGAUAGCUUCCAGCGAUUCGACUAAAGUGUCUGAGUCAGCGCCCAAGCCAGUGUUUAGCUUUGGGAAUAUGACAACCACUAAGCCAAGUGAAACUACAACCACCACUCCUGCAAUUUCGGCUGCCUCCUCGAGUAGUGGCUUUAGUUUAUCUACACAACCGAAACCUGUUUUUGGGUCUCCACAACCAAGCCUAGGGCUCACUUUUUCCACAUCUUCGACGCCUGCAGUAGUUAGCAAGGCCACUUCAGUGGCAACAUCAACAGCUCCGACGCCUUCUGGUGGCUUCACUUUUGGACAACAAAAUUCUGCCGCUAGCAAAAUCGUUUCCGCUGCAACUUUCACGUCAACCGGUGCAACGGCGGCAAGCACAACAGCAACAAAAAUAACGAGCACUAGCUCUAACACGAGCUUAUUCUCGUUUGGGUCGUCAAAUCCGCCGCAGUCUAACGUUGCUCCAACGUUUACCGCCACCUCGUCCCCUUCCGUAUCAUUUCCUGCGUCGAAAACAUCAGAAAGUUCAUCUUUCACGGCCUCUGUACCAGCAUUUGGAAACCCCGUCUCUACGCAGAGCCAGCCUAGGCCACUUUUCUCUUUCGGCGCGACGCCAGCAAUCACAGCAACUACCUCUUCAACUUCGAUCUCGUCCUCCGUAUCAAGUUUUGGAUCGACUGUUUCUAAGCCACUUCCUGUGUUUGGAUCGAGCACCAGCACUACCUCCUCUACGUCGCCUGCGGUCCCUGCUUUCGGUAGCCAGCAGCAGGCUAACCCGCCAUCUUUCGGAAGCCUCGGAUCCAGUGCCUUCAGCCCCGCUGCAUCUGGCGGGAAACCUCCUCCAAAGUUUGGCGAAUCUGGAAAUACAUUUGGCAGUUCAGGAGCGCUGUCAUCUUCUAACUCAGGUGGAUUUACUUUUGGCGGUUCUCAACCACCGGCACCAACCGCAACAACAGGACUAUUCGGAGCAGCGGCAGGAAAUCCGGUGGCCACCACCGCUAGUAAUUCGACAUUCAGUUUCGGAUCAUCUUCGACUAAUAAGCCUUCAAUCAACUUCAAUUCAAAUUCAGCCAGCAAUGUUGCACCAGCUUUCGGAUCAGUACCAACGACAACAACAGCGGCGCCAGCAAGUCAAACAUCUUUUGCCUUCGGUAGCACAGUCGCAAAUGCCACCCAACCUGCAACGACCCAGUCAACUCCAUUCGCCUUCGGAGGAGCAGCAGGACAUCAGCCUCAGGCUCCAUCCGCAAGCUUUAGUUUUGGUGGCAGUGCCCCAGCACCCAAUUCGUCGCCUUUCGCAUUUGGAAGUGCAGCGCCGACUGCCCAGGCGCAGCCUCAAGUUACUAAGUCAUUCUCUUUCGGAGGAGGAGCAGCGCCAAGUGCAUUCACGACAGUCAACAAGCCAGCAACAGGAGGGUUCUCAUUCAACGCCUCCUCGGCAACAGCACCCGCAACUAAAAGCCUUUUCGGAUCAACAGCCAAUGAGCCGGUAAAACCGUUUGCCUUUUCAGCAACAGCCACAAAGUCGGAUCCACAACCUCCUCCACCGGCUUUUGGCUCGCCAGCUUCUCAAAAUACGGCCGCUCCAGCUUUCGGCGCUCCGGCUAUGACGCCAGGCAAACUGUUCACAUUCGGUGGAGCCCCAGCUAAUAACAAUGUGGCUGCAGGUGCCGCGCCCGGUACAAAUCUCUUUGGCAACUCUGCAACGAACAACUCAUCGAGUUCACUAUUCCCAUCCGCCCCGAACCCUAAUCCUCCACCCUUCGGUGCAGCUUCAGCCGCUACCGCGAAACCUCCUGGCUCUCUUUUCACUUUCGGAGGUGGUGUCAAUUCAAACAAUACGAAUCCAACUGCAAACAACACACCUUUCGCUUUCGGUUCUAGCGCACCCCAAACGGAAAGCAAUAAGCCUUUCGCAUUUGGUGCAGCUUCCCAGCCUGUACAACAAACCGGGAGCAUUUUCGGAAGUUCAACAGUCAACAAGGCGGCAGCUUUCAAUUUUUCUGCAACCGCAGGGGGAACUUCUGCUCCGGACGCGAUGAACAAUAACAACCCAUUGGGGGUAGUUGCAAAUCCAUUCGACCCCACCAGCUCGGGUACGGACGCAAGCAGCCUUCCACGGAGAGAGAUUCGGACAGCGACUAGACGGCUCAAGCAGAAAUAGAAAAGAGCCGAAAUCAGGCAGGAGCAUAGAGGCAGGCGGCACCUGUGAGUAAGUUGUUAAAAGUUGUUUAUAUCUCAUUUGAGUGCGGACGAGGAGACAUGUUACUAAGUGAAAUACAAAUGGAUAUUUUUAAGUUAUUUAUGAGAAAGUGGACAAGAAUUAAAUGAAUUGCGUGACAUUAGGGACAAAUCUAAGUAAGUAAAAUGCACACAAUGCUGUACUCGAGAAACAGCAGCAAAACUGAAAUCGGAAUGUAAUUGUACAAGGUUUACUCUUAUCUAAUUUGUGGUAUGUUAAAAUACAAAGAAUGUGGAGAUGUUUAGAAA
Hermetia illucens (black soldier fly) is the source of this 4439-nucleotide messenger RNA. Its product is annotated as mucin-5AC. The record is from RefSeq and is a predicted model, not a curated record. Lineage: Eukaryota; Metazoa; Arthropoda; Insecta; Diptera; Stratiomyidae. The transcript is spliced from 5 exons. Bases 307 to 4113 code for a protein of 1268 amino acids.